UCUCUUCCUCAAAUCUUUCUUUAACUUUCCAUCAAUGGCGUUUCUUCCCUACUCAAUCUAGGGCACGAAACCCCAUAGACUCCCAAUUUUGCCCAUAUAUCCUAUUCUAUUUAUCUCAGCCAAGCGCAUAAACUCCAAUGCUGAAGCUUCUCUGCUCGUCCUCCUCUUCAUGCCUCAACACCAAGCUCCACACCCUGCCUGCUCUCCGUUCCGGGCCUACAGAGUUUACGAGUCCGCUACUCAAGGCUCUGAGUUCGCUCCGGGGAUUGACUCUGAGAAGCCCUAAUUUGGGUCCGAGAGCCUUUUUCUGUUCGGAUUCUUCGGGUGAUGGGUCAGACCAGGUGGUCCACGUUGAGGGCAAGGUGACGGACUCCGACGCCGAUGAGGUCGAGUCCAAGUCCUCCUCCGCUAUCGUGCCCACGAAUCCGAGGCCCGAGGAUUACCUCACGGUUUUGGCCUUACCAUUGCCACAUAGACCGCUCUUUCCAGGAUUCUACAUGCCAAUUUCUGUUAAGGAUCGUAAGUUAUUAGCAGCUUUACAAGAAAGCCGAAAACGACAAGCCCCAUAUGCUGGUGCUUUCCUUCUUAAGGAUGAGCCAGGGACUGAUCCUAGCUUGGUAUCUGGUUCUGAAUCAGAGAAAAACAUAUCUGGUUUGAAGGGAAAAGAUUUAUUAGAUCGUCUUCAUGAAGUUGGUACACUUGCACAGAUUUCGAGUAUCCAAGGAGACCAAGUUAUCCUUAUUGGUCAUAGACGACUUCGAAUCACAGAAUUGGUUAAUGAGGAUCCACUUACUGUAAAAGUUGACCAUCUCAAGGAUAAACCAUAUAACAAGGAUGAUGAUGUCAUAAAAGCUACCUCAUUUGAGGUUAUAUCAACCCUAAGAGACGUUUUGAAGACUAGUUCCCUUUGGAGAGAUCAUGUUCAAACUUACACUCAGCAUAUAGGUGAUUUUAAUUUCCCAAGGUUAGCUGAUUUUGGAGCUGCUAUAUCUGGUGCGAACAAAUUGCAGUGCCAGCAAGUGCUUGAAGAGCUAGAUGUGUAUAAACGUUUAAAACUUACGCUUGAAUUGGUGAAGAAAGAAAUGGAAAUAAGCAAGAUUCAGGAAUCAAUUGCGAAAGCAAUUGAAGAAAAGAUAAGUGGUGAGCAGCGCCGCUACUUGUUGAAUGAACAGCUUAAGGCCAUAAAAAAGGAAUUGGGCUUGGAGACAGAUGACAAAACAGCACUUUCUGCAAAGUUUAGAGAAAGGCUUGAACCAAACAGGGAGAAAUGUCCUCCUCAUGUUUUGCAAGUUAUAGAAGAAGAGCUUACAAAGCUGCAGCUGUUAGAAGCCAGUUCAAGUGAAUUUAAUGUAACGCGUAACUAUCUGGAUUGGUUGACUGCUCUUCCAUGGGGAAAUUAUAGUGAUGAGAACUUUGAUGUCCUUCGGGCACAUAAAAUUCUUGAUGAAGAUCAUUAUGGAUUAGCUGAUGUGAAGGAAAGGAUAUUGGAAUUCAUAGCUGUUGGAAAACUCAGGGGAACCUCACAAGGAAAAAUAAUCUGUCUCUCUGGGCCGCCUGGGGUGGGAAAAACCAGCAUAGGUCGUUCAAUUGCCCGUGCGUUGAACCGUAAGUUCUUCCGGUUUUCUGUUGGAGGAUUAUCUGAUGUUGCUGAAAUCAAGGGGCAUCGUCGAACCUAUAUUGGUGCUAUGCCAGGAAAGAUGGUUCAGUGUCUAAAACAUGUAGGAACAGCUAACCCUCUUGUUCUGAUUGAUGAGAUUGACAAGUUGGGAAGGGGACAUUCUGGUGAUCCAGCAAGUGCAAUGUUGGAGCUUCUUGAUCCUGAGCAAAAUGCUAAUUUUCUAGACCACUAUCUUGAUGUUCCAAUUGACCUAUCCAAGGUUCUGUUUGUCUGCACAGCAAAUGUUGUGGAAAUGAUACCUAAUCCUCUCUUGGAUAGGAUGGAGGUCAUUGCUAUUGCUGGAUAUAUUACUGAUGAGAAAAUGCACAUUGCAAGAGACUAUUUGGAGAAGACUACACGUGAAGCGUGUGGAAUCAAACCUGAGCAGGUUGAAGUGACCGAUGCAGCUCUUCUUGCCCUGAUUGAAAAUUACUGCCGAGAAGCAGGAGUUCGGAAUCUGCAGAAGCACAUAGAAAAGAUUUACCGCAAGAUAGCUCUCAAACUUGUUAGACAAGGAGAGUCGAAUGAGCCAGCAAUUGCUGGAAUUCAGGUUGUGGAAUCCGAGGAAGCUCAAGUGGAACGGGCUGAGGGAUCGAGUGAAGUGGUUGGAAGCGAGACUAGAUCUGACCCUGUAGAGGAUAACAGCCAUGAACAAGCUACUAAAACCUUUGUAGAAGCUGGAACAGUGCCAAUGGAUGUCCUAGAUGAUCAAUCUCAGUACCCUGCUGAUCCACCUUCGGAUUCAAAGGAUGUGACAGAAACAAAGAAGAUGGAGGAACAUGAAGCAACUAUAACUAGUGAGAAAGUUUUGGUUGAUCCAUCAAAUCUGACUGAUUUUGUUGGGAAACCUGUUUUCCAUGCUGAGCGUAUCUAUGGUCGGACUCCAGUUGGAGUUGUGAUGGGUCUUGCUUGGACUGCCAUGGGAGGCUCCACUCUUUAUAUAGAGACCACUCAAGUUGAGCAAGGAGAGGGGAAAGGGGCCAUCCACAUGACUGGCCAACUUGGGGAUGUUAUGAAAGAAAGUGCCCAAAUUGCCCACACAGUUGCCAGAGCAAUAUUGCUUGAGAAAGAGCCAGAGAACCCCUUUUUUGCAAAUUCCAAGCUUCAUCUUCAUGUUCCUUCAGGGGCCACCCCCAAGGAUGGGCCUAGUGCUGGCUGCACCAUGAUCACAUCCUUCCUGUCUCUUGCAAUGAAGAAGCCUGUCAAGAAGGAUCUAGCAAUGACUGGCGAAGUUACUCUAAUGGGGAAGAUUCUUCCAAUUGGUGGGGUAAAAGAGAAAACUAUAGCAGCAAGAAGGAGUGAAGUAAGGACCAUCAUAUUCCCUUCAGCUAACAGAAGGGAUUUCGAUGAGCUUGCAGCGAAUGUGAAAGAAGGUCUUGAGGUUCACUUUGUCGAUGAUUACAGUCAGAUAUUCGAUUUGGCUCUUGGUUAUGACCAGGAUGCUGGAAUAUAAGCUGUUCACCCCCCAUUUCUUGAAAUGCAACUCCAUUUUUCUGGGAUGCCGAGCAAGUUUUUUUUUGUGACCCAAGCUAAGAGCCUACCCCAGAUUUGUACUAUAACUUUCUUAGUCCGAUUGUCUCAUCAGGAGAUAGAUUUAUUCCUUGUUUUGGUGUGACAUGAUGCACCAUUAUUUACUUAUUUUCCUUCAUGAUUACUCAGAAUCACCCAUUUGUAAGAAGUAAAUAGUAUCUGAGUUGUUAUUUGGUGGCGGCAGAAAAAGAAGUAGGUUAAUGACAGAUCGAUCUACUCAUUUUUCCUGGAUAGUUUAUCUUGUAAGCUUCAGGACUCGUUUCUUGGGGAAAUGGAUUAUGGGAUUAUAGCA
Molecule: messenger RNA, 3479 nt
Organism: Juglans microcarpa x Juglans regia
Lineage: Eukaryota; Viridiplantae; Streptophyta; Magnoliopsida; Fagales; Juglandaceae
Product: lon protease homolog 1, mitochondrial
Exons: 20
Coding region: 138-3110 (990 amino acids)
Biological process (GO): protein catabolic process; mitochondrion organization; protein quality control for misfolded or incompletely synthesized proteins
Cellular component (GO): mitochondrial matrix
Molecular function (GO): serine-type endopeptidase activity; ATP hydrolysis activity; ATP-dependent peptidase activity
Source: RefSeq, a predicted model, not a curated record